Adineta steineri is the source of this 1500-nucleotide messenger RNA. Lineage: Eukaryota; Metazoa; Rotifera; Eurotatoria; Adinetida; Adinetidae. The record is from the annotation of a GenBank genome assembly.
AUGAUUGUUUUUAUCGGAUUUACCAUAUUAAUUACUAGUUCGAUCAGUUGUGGUCUCUCAUGUAUUACUAAUAAAGAACCAUACAAAAUAUCAGGAUCUCAAUUUGAUCAUCUUCAAGUGAUUAACAUAUUGAAAAACCUCGAAUCUGUCGAACUUGCUGAUGGUGCCUUGUGCCGCAUUCAGUUUUACAUAUCUGACGAACCUCAAGGUUUAUACUUUAUUUUCAAUAAUUUACUGACACAAAGCGAUUUGUCUGACAAUGAAGCUCGGUUGGAAUUUAUUGUAACGAUGCCAGAUAUGCUAAAAUCAUCGCUCAUAGUCAAGGUUGAAUAUGCCUGUUCUGAAAGAGGUGGUUGUGAGAAACAAUUUGUUUUUCGAUAUAUACAAUGGUUUUUAGAAAUGCCUCUUGAAUAUCUUCGUGAAAAUAUCAAACCAUUGCUUGCAAAUCCAAAUGAACUGUUAAAAUCUAGGCCAAAUGAUAGGGAUGCAAGAUCAACUGAAUCUAUCAUUUUUACUUCAACAGUACCUCUAUCAAUUAAUAAUGAUUCAAUAUUAUUUCAAUCUACUAUUUCCAAUACGACAAGUGGUGAAUUCAACAAAGGGAUGCAAGAUAAAACAUUUGAUGAUUAUGAUAAAAAAGCUCGAUUUUUAUUGCCUGAAAUCGAUAGUUCCAAUCAACAGAAAAAGAAAUAUCAAAUAAAAAAAAUCAAUAAUUCAUCACAGCCAACUCCUAAAAAACAGUUUAUAUUUAAUCAUACGAUAAACAUUACUGAAGAUGGAGAAAAAGAACAAAAAUCUUCAUCUUCAAUCUUAAAUAAAUCGACUCUUGACAUUCCAAAAUAUUGUCGUCCUAAUGUGAAUAAUACUUUACAAGAACAAGCUGAAAGUUUAUUGCCUUUUUAUACAUUCAAUGAAUUAACUCGACAUAAUGAUUCAAAUGAUGCAUGGAUUUGCAUAUUUGGUCAUAUAUAUGAUAUUACAUCACUUAUAAGAAAAGCUCAAGGCACUAAGUUAUAUCAACAAUUGAUUAGUUAUGGUGGCCAAGAUAUAAGUUUCUUAUUUGAUGAAAUAACACAUGAACCACGUAGACGAAUACAUCCGCAAACAUUUGAAUCUGUUUCUGUGAUUGAAAAUCUAUCAAUACUUGAAUCAUUCGGUAUACCUUUUUGGCAAACAAAAGAUUUAUUUAUUGGUCGACUUACGGAAUAUCCUCGAUAUAUUCGUCUUAUACAUAAUUUUUCUCCUGAUCAUCCAUUUAUAUUAGAAAUAGCUGAAGAAGAAACAAUCGGACAAAUUGCAAUAAAGUUUUUAAAAUAUAAUUCACAUAUAUUUUCUUAUAUAUGGCGAUAUAAUCAACAAAUACUUGAUUUCAAUAAAACUUUAACUGAAAAUGGUAUACCAAAUGAAGAAUUAUUUCAUGAUAAACAUGGAUGGCGAUCAGAUAAUGAAAAUUGUCUAACAAUUAUACUUUGUUACUCUGAUGAUUUAACGAUUGCUUAA